This is a messenger RNA of Xyrichtys novacula (pearly razorfish), 4391 nucleotides long. The record is from the annotation of a GenBank genome assembly. Lineage: Eukaryota; Metazoa; Chordata; Actinopteri; Labriformes; Labridae.
AUGAUGCAAAAAGGCUUUAUUUGUCUUCUGAUUACUUGGAACAUACCACGUUUUUUCUCAGAAUACGGUAAGUAACUUUCUAAAUAUUCUAAUAGAAGAAAGUUUCUUUUGUCUGACAAUAGGUUGUUCGUACUUCAGGUGUUUCAAGUUUCUCUAACAGUGUAACAAUAAACCUUUAUUUCAGCAGCCGCAAACCCCCUUCAGUACCCACUGGGACGUAGAGCUGUGUUACCAUGUCAGCGUGAUAGAUGUGAUGGCUGCACUUUCAGAUGGUUUUACAAGAAGAACGAGCAAAGUGACAAAGAGCAAAUACUACAUCGAGAUGAGAAAGGAUUUGUACUCUACAAUCCGAAGUUUCGCCCUAAAAUGGAGCUCCUAAAAAACUGUUCCCUGGUCAUCGAUUGUCUAACAGAGAAGGAUCAAGGUACUUAUUUGAGACAAAUUUGUUUUCAAGGUCGAUGUCAAGAGGAACAACUCACAGUCAGCGGUAUAAAAGAAGGUACGCACAAUUAUAAUUUUCAUUAUUUGUCCUCUUAAGUGAGCUAUGGGUGCUUUUAGUGUUAUCAGAUGCCAAAACCCAUCCUCUGUUCAUAUAAGUUUGAUGCUUAAUUCAUUUAUCAAAUUUUUUUUUUGUAUUUUUUCUUUCAGAAAAUCAUAAAGAAGCUCAAAAGACAGUCUACGUUCUAGCAGGAGGAAAUUUUACGCAUUCAUGUCCAGAUGAACGACUUCACUUUAAAUGGACUUUUGAAGCCAGUAACAUGACUGCAGACCGAGACGGGGCUCGACAGCAACAAUCAUAUUCAGUCACUUCCAAAUCUAUAAAUAUUUCAAAUGUCACAACAAAAAAUGCUGGCAAAUAUACGUGCUUGACAUCCAGAUGUCAUGGAUUUUGGGAGAAGCAACUCACCAUCAAUUUGUGCGUGAUUACAGGUAAGAAAACAACCUCAUAUUUACAAUGAUUUCUUACUGUUUUUGAUGGUGUAACUAUUUUUGAUGGUGUGAUUAUUUUGCCAGUUCAUCGCAAAGAGGAUUCUUUGGUAUCUUGUGCUGUGGAGUGUGACAGAGAAUCCAGCGUCAUCGAACCAAACGGCACAUCAAUAAUUACACCGGUGCUUGGAGCCCCAAAAGGGUAUCUAAACUGCACACCGAUGCAGGUUUUUGUUGGGUAUGAAGAGGUUAACAUCGCUAAUAGAUCUGCAAAUGUUCCAAAGACCACAAUGGGUGGGUGAUUCUGCUACAAAGUCUCUUAAAAAAGCUCAUGACCUCAAUAGAAGAUUACCAACUCUUGCGCUUUUGGUUUGCAGACACAACGCCAGCGCUCAUUCACGCUGUUUAUGGAACGUCAAUAGCACUUGGAUGCCUUAUUUUAAUGGCUCUUUUGAUUUACUUCAUUGGACCAGGAGGUAAGAUAUGUAACGGUAUUAUUUUUAGAAGUUGUGCUUUUUGCUUUGAAGGUCGCACCAAGGAAGUCAACUUUACUCUGAUUCUGUUUCUAUCUCUUCAAAGUGUUUCCUAUUCAGCUUCACUGCUGUGGCUUGCAUCACAGGGUAAGUUUUAAUUCCUGGUUUAUGUCAUUAACUUAAUCUGCAAUUCUGCAAUUAACUUACACGUGUGUUGUAUUGUUUGGUAAAUAAAUCUUUUACCUCGUAUUGCAGAUGGAGGAGGAGAUCUCAGUGAUUUAUUCCUCUCUUCUCAUAAGGGGAUCUGUUGACGCUACAAACAGUCCCAGGGCUAAUGAUGAUGGUUGUGUUUACAGUGAAAUAAGGAUAUAAAGAAAAACUCUCAAUUGAAGCUGCUCUCUUGACAUCGCAGUCCUUACACUCAGUCAAACGAUGAUGGUUUGUGUGCACCUUCAGGAAAUUAUUUGUGUUCCCCACAUGGAAACUUCGAAGCAUUAAGUCAUUUAUAUUUAUAGACAUUUUCCUCAGAGUGCAGUGACUGAUGCAGCCGACAAUAAAAGAGCAAUAUGAAUUCUCCAUGCAAUUAAAGGAAUACCUUUUAAGCCUGUUUCCUUACCUAAUCACACAGAUAUAUCCUUGUGCUUGAUGAACCAUCAAGAGAUACGCUUGAAUAGGACAAAAUAGACAUUAGUUUAAGAGCGAUCUUGUUAGUCUCUGGAACAGAAAUAGAUUAAAGCGCUCAUCUGGAUCUCUAGAAGUGCACUUUUAAAGCAGUAAAAAAUAAUACAGAAUAAAAAAUACCCAGAUACCACACUUAAUUAAUCUUUUGAAGUUCAUAUAUCAGGAUUUUGUUUUCAACUUCAUGCUCACAAUGGGCAUAUUAUACUUUGGACUUGGUCAAGCUCUUACUAAAGAUUUUCAGUUUGUGUAGAUUUUGAUGACUCACAUUGACAAAGUGGCACCUCUGUUAUAUUUGCCGAUCUAAAUCAUCCUGCUUUACUUCUAACACGCAAACACAUUACUCAUUGUGACUCUUUUCCAUAGAAAAAUCUAGAUAAAUGGAGUUUCGGUGUUUUCCUGCUGUGUGGUGGUUGCAGUUUGUGGCCUUAAAAACAGCUAACUACAAAAGUCACUGUCACUCCUGAUGGUCUUAUCUGCCUAUUACAGCUCAUAAAGAAACAUCAGAGUAAUUUCAGUCAGUUUCAUAACCACCCGAAGUCUCCUCGCGGGAGUUUUAACAUUUUCAGAUUUAAAACAAAACUUAAGAAGAGCUGAACCUGAAGGCAGAGAAAAAAAUCACCUAAGCCUCAACAUACAACAAAAGUGUCAUGUUUUGUGUUUUAGUUGGCAUGAGUUAGUGUAAAGAGGAGAUGUGGUUGAGGCAUGGGGAAAGUUUUAACUCUACCCUUCCAUUGAUAACAUUUGAUUCAUAUGAUCAUUUCAGUGUUUAUCCACUUCCUCCCUAUGCUGCAUGAUAAUUUUAAAUGACAAAAACAAAUGCAUCUAGUUUCUAGAGAAAAACACUGUACAUAUUUUAAGUUAAAUAUUUUAUUAGUUUUUAAAGCUCUUAAUGGUCUUCGUCCUUCUUAUUUGUCUGAUUUGCUUUUACCGAAUGAGCCUAUUAGAGCCCUCAGGUUUUCAGGUAGUGGUCUUUAAUUGUUCCCGAAGUAAAAACUAAAACAUACGGUGAAUCAUUGUUCCAACAUUACGGUCCCUAUCUGUGGAACAGCCUACCUGCAGACCUGAGAGCGACACCUACUGUUCAUAUUUUUAAAAGUAAACUUAACACCUACCUUUUUAGUCUGGCUUUUAGUUGAAUUCUGUUUUAAUCUGCAUUAUGUGAUUUUACCUUAUUUUAAUCCGAGAGUAACUAUUUUUUGUUUUAUUACCUCUUUUUUGAUUUACUUUCUUUUAUUGUUUGAUUUUAAGACUGUUUUAUUUAAUCAACUUUUAACGUUUGAUCAUCUUUAUUAUAUUUAAUCAUGGUUUUAUUGUUUUAGUCCUAAGAUAGCGUUUCCUCAGUCAUCUGUGGCAAGUUGAAGAGUCCUCACCUGGUCGUUUGUGUAUACAUCUGUGUGUGUGAGCGUGUGAGUGUUUUAUGUGUUGAAUGGGGGUUGGGAGGGUGGGCAGGGUUUGGUAUUUGCAUUUCUAUUUAUUUUAUUUUAUUGUUUUCAAUAUCCUGCUUGAAUUGACCGCACUUUAUGCUACAUUAUAUGUAUGAAAAGUGCUUUAAAAAUAAAGUUUGAUUGAUUGAUUGAUUGAUUGAAUAUGUACAAUUUGGCACUUCCACUAGUAACAGUCUGGUUAUGGCUGGCAUUAGUAAGGUCAAGUCAGGAUGCAGUAGUUGUUUUUUUAUUUCUUUAAAUAAGUCUACUUUAAAAGGGGUGCAAUUUUCACUCAUUAGGCAAGAAAUCAAAUCAGAUUGUUUUCCAGUAGGUGGCAGUAGAGUACCUCAGAGCUAAAUGAUCACUGCUAAACAGGGAGAGAAGAAGAAGUCCUUCAUUCACUGUCGUCGAGCUGCUAAAUUCACUCUUUCACUGAUAGCUGACGAAACAGUUUAGACUUUACUUUGCUUUUUAUUUUCAAAAAUAUUUAUCACCACCCUCAAAUAACUUAAAAUUUAAAUACUGGACAGAUUUACAGAGGAGACACACUUUACACAGGGGCUAACAGAAGAUAGCUUACUCUGCUAAGCUAGCUGCCCGGUUAGCUUUAGCUGUAUGUUGAAUGAAUAAAACCGCGAGGACCAGUUCGAGUCCCGGUUCUGACUGUGGAGGUUAACACACCGGUACCGACCCAGGAUUUCACUGCAGGUGAGCAGCUUUCUUUAUUGUCCGGGGUUAAUUCACAAACUUCCGUUUCAAUUGAAUUGGCAUUAGCUAGCUUUAUGUACUAACACUUGAAACGACGUGUCUGAACUCUGUUAACUGUCAUUUAAGAGGUUAUUAUUCAAUAAACCUGGCAUAUUUUCCUCCCACAGACAAACACUGA